AUGAUAUUAGCUAACAAGAGGGCCAUUAUUACCGGAGCUUCCAAAGGGGUUGGAUUUGCUUUGGCUAAGAAACUAGCUGAUUUGGGGUGUUCUUUAACGUUAAUUGCUAGAAAUGAGGACUCAUUGAAACAAAAUUUGAACCAAUUAUCGAUAAAGGAUGCAAAUCAAAAACAUUCGUAUAUUAGUUAUGAUCUUGCAAAGCUAUUAACUGAUGAAGAAUCGGCCAAAAAACCAAUUAUGGACUGUAUUGAUGGGCUGUCGAUACUUAUCAACUGUGCUGGGCUCACUAAUCAUACUUUACUUUCUAGAAUUAAAGACGAUACUAUAAUCUCGACAAUAAAUUUGAAUUUAAUCGUUCCAAUCUUGUUGACAAGAUUAAGUACUAAACCAAUGUUGAAGCAAGCUGCUAGACAAAAGGAAAAUGAGAUCAAACCACAGAUUUUGAAUAUAUCUUCGGUUCUUUCUUUGACAAAUACUUUAAUGCCGGGGACUUCAGUUUAUUCGGCUUCUAAAUCAGGAUUAUUAGGGUUCACCAAUGCUUUGGCUUACGAAUUGAAAAAUAAAGUUAAAAUCAACUCAAUUCUACCCGGGCUUAUAUUUGAAACUGAAAUGGGCGCUAACGCUAAUUUAAAAGGAGAGGAAUUACACGCUAUUCCCUUAGAUACGGUUAUUAAUGAAGCAGUUAAAAUCAUUCUAGAUAAUAGUAUAAAUGGCCAAAAUAUCAUUGUGGACGGUCGUGGUACUAAACCUUUUCAAAUAUAUAAAGGCCAAUACUAG
Molecule: messenger RNA, 777 nt
Organism: Hyphopichia burtonii NRRL Y-1933
Lineage: Eukaryota; Fungi; Ascomycota; Pichiomycetes; Serinales; Debaryomycetaceae
Product: 3-oxoacyl-[acyl-carrier-protein] reductase (NADPH)
Exons: 1
Coding region: 1-777 (258 amino acids)
Molecular function (GO): oxidoreductase activity, acting on the CH-OH group of donors, NAD or NADP as acceptor
Source: RefSeq, a predicted model, not a curated record